This is a messenger RNA of Siniperca chuatsi (mandarin fish), 2188 nucleotides long. RefSeq names its product lipocalin-like. The transcript is spliced from 6 exons. NCBI's taxonomy places the organism in Eukaryota, Metazoa, Chordata, Actinopteri, Centrarchiformes, Sinipercidae. The coding region runs from base 1248 to 1799 and encodes 183 amino acids. Gene Ontology annotation, molecular function: small molecule binding. The record is from RefSeq and is a predicted model, not a curated record.
UGAGAUUUAACACACAGACAGUGUGUGUCUGUAUGCUUGCCUUUGGGUGUGUGUGUGUGUGAGGGGGUUGGGGCUGGAGUUAAUGUAGCCCAGAUGUGGAGCCCAGAGGGGUUUGAGAGAGUUUGGUUACAAAACGAGGUUACCAAAUGUGCUUCUUAACACUGCCCCUAGCUCCACCCAGCACCUCUGUGUGUGUGUGUUUCUCUGCGUGUGUGUGUUUGUUACAUAACCAGCUGAUUGCAAGUCUGCGCCUGUCUUGUCUUUUAACAAAGGGAGCUCUGAUGAGUCCAUCGAUACAUUUUCACAAAUGAAGAAUUCAUAGCCAAUUAGCAAUCAAUAGAAAUUAUACAAAUUCUUAUACACAGUGAUUGAUUUAGGAGGUAUUAUUUACCACAUAAAGCAGAGAUUUAUGCAACAUUUAAUGUCAAACAAGAUGAUGCAGUUCAUCCAACUCUUCAUCUCACUGUGCUGUUACAAUACUGAAAAGAGUGAAAGGCAUUGGUGUUCAAGUCCCCGUGUUUCAAACAUUUUAUGAAACUAUUAACAUUCAAAAUGAACAGCAAUGAACAAUCGAAUCACUGGCAGAGCUUUUUAUGAGAAAUAAUAAACAGGUUUUCACUGUGGAGUUCUUAAACAUCACUGCCUCAACACUGCUGACAAUGUAGUUUGCUGCAAGAUAAUGCAUAUUUACUACAGUUGGUCUAUUAUAUCUAGAAAGUUACAUUUUUUAUCUUAUUUCAAGAGUUUACUGGCUCAUAGUUUAUUUGAGCCCUUUUCCCAGGUUGCUUAAGUUGAGCAAAAGUGGCUCUAAUCUCUAAUUUCUUAUUGUGUAUGUGGUGUGUCUUUUUGGAGCUUUCGUGUGCCAUGUGGUGAAGAAAUUUUCACUCUUACCAAACAGCUGUUUUGAUAGUCCAGGCAUGCAAGAGCAUUUGUGAUGGAGGAGGGGUGUUAAAAGAACCCUGUUAUAUACCCACUCUCUUUUCUUCUCAUUCUUCCCUCCUCAACUCCCCCAACUUCCAUUCACGCGUGCCAGUUGUGUAACGGCAUUGAUUUGCAUGCCUGUGGGAGAGGGCCAAAGAGUUUUUGUAAUGCAGAAGCUAGCAGUAGGAGGGAGGGAGGAGACAGGAGGAGGUGGUAGGGAGCAGGACUCUGCAGGAUAUAAAGGAGCCUCCACUUGCCUUUUCCCCCUUAUCUCAUCCUGAUAUUUCACUCACCGCUGGAGAAGCUCAGAACACAAAGGAGAAGCCAUGAGGAACACACUGCUGAGGAUGCUGGCCGCACUGAUGUGCUCGCUGGCUGCCUGCGCCGACGUCACGCCUGUAACAGACUUCGACCUGGAGAAGAUGGCAGGCAAGUGGUACAUUACUGGCUUUGCCACUAACGCUCAGUGGUUUGUGAACCACAAGGCAGGGAUGAAGGUUGGCACUGCCAUGUUAGUGCCAACUGCUGGAGGAGACCUGGACCUCUCUUAUGCCAACCUGAACGCUGAUGGUACCUGUUGGAGAAUGACUCACCUUGCUAAGAAAACAGACACUCCUGGACGCUUCACCUUCCACAGCCAGGUUUGGAACAAUGACAAUGACAUGCGCAUUGUUGACGUUCUGUACGAUGAGUACGCUGUGGUCCACACUAUCAAGACAAAGGACGGAGUGUCUGAGGUCCUCAACAAGCUUUACAGUCGCACUCCUGAGGCCAGUGUCACCCUGCAACAGAAGUUCACACAGUUCUCCCUAGAGACUGGCAUCCUCCCCGACAACAUUGUCAUCUUGCCUAAGAACGCUGAGUGUCCUGAGGCCUGAAGAGUCCCCUGUCAUCCUCAAUCUCUUGCUCUCUGAAGUCCCAGGCUUUUAUUUCAGAAGAGUCUUCUUUUUUUCCCCCUCACUAUGAUGUCUGCAGUAUCACAAAGCUGCACCUGAGACAAUGAAACCCAAGCAUUUUACUCCAAUCCCUGCUGCGUACCAAAGACCAAUCCUGAUCCUAAUUCAGACCUCAUUCUCUCCAACUCACGCAUUAACUGUGGCAUCAGAAUGGAACAACAAAGAGCUGAUAGUGAGACAAAGGGAAGGACUACAUGAGACUGGGAAAGUUGUCAGUUUGCUUUUUUACACGUGUGUCUUUUGCAACUGCUGAUUUUCAUUUGUAGUGUUUUAUCUUUUGUUGAAAUAAACUCAAAGCCAAUAAAAAUUUA